Messenger RNA from Amphibalanus amphitrite, 4868 nucleotides. Its product is annotated as huntingtin-like. The record is from RefSeq and is a predicted model, not a curated record. The coding region runs from base 7 to 3966 and encodes 1319 amino acids. The transcript is spliced from 26 exons. Lineage: Eukaryota; Metazoa; Arthropoda; Thecostraca; Balanomorpha; Balanidae. Gene Ontology annotation, cellular component: cytoplasm.
UCGGACAUGCAGCGCUGGGGCGGCAUGUUAUCGGCCCUGCUGCGUGUGUUGGUCACACACGUGCGGGAAGACGUGCUGCUGGCCAGGGUGGACGACCUCGGGCUGGCCACCACGGAGCUGCACCGGGACCGGGAGCGAGCCGUCAGCGCCCAGGAAAUCGUCGUCAGGUUCCUGUUGUCUGCUCUGGAGCUGCUGGUCGGCCAGCUGGCCUCGGUGGUGGCCAGCCCUCUGAUGUGGGGCACCACCACCUGUCUGCCCCAACUGCUGGCACAGCUCCUGCAGAUCAUCAUCUACAUACUGCAGUCAGGCGCGUUCGGCGAGUGCGCGCGCUGCGCCAUGUGGCUGGUCUCGGAGGGCCUGUACGACCUGGAGCCCAUCAGCAACGCCUUCCUCAGCCUGGCCGGCGUGCAGCCGGUGCUGCUGCUCUCCUGGUGUAACCUGCUCACACUGCUCAACUACCGGCAGCUGGACUUUUGGCGGGCGCUCACCCAGCCGCCCGCCGACCCCAGCUGGGAAUCUACAGGAUGCCUCGCCCGUGAUCUGGCCCGCAAGGGAGCUCUCAUUCUUCUCUGUGAUUACAUGUGUGAGAACACGUCGGACGGUGAGCUGCUCGCCUGGCUGCUCACUUCUCACAUGACGGAGCUAGUGGCGCUCAGUGCCGAGCCUCCCGUCUCCGAUAUGCUGGCCGCGCUCCACCGGAACCCCUCGGCGUCCGGCCUGCUGAUCCAGGCCAUCGCAGCGCGCUGUCGGCAUCUGGACCAGCCGCUGAUGGCCCAGCGCGUGCUGCGCUGUCUGGAGGGAGCGCCUGCCGCUCAGUAUGGGCCGCUAUUGCUGUUACUGUCUCGCCGCCUGAUGACCUCACACCACCUGGUCGUGGCCGACGAGGUCAUUCGGCUAGCGUGCAGGAAGCUGGAGAUCAUGCUGGCGGCUGAGGAGCGAAUACUCUCAGAAGACAACUUCAACGAGCUGGUUGAAAAUAUAUCUAAGGAGCCAUCUCUAAUGAGGGAACGCGAGCUGACCUCCCUGGUGACCCGGCUGGGUCAGACGUUCUUCGGCGUUCCCCUGGCUCUGGGUGAGGAGGAGGCGGAACGGCCGGCCGCCGCGCCACCGGCCGUGCCAGACCGUGACUGGUACCUGCAGCUGGUCAGGGACACGAGCGGCUGGUCGGAGGCCCCCGGUCGGGAGUGUGCCCGUCUCCUGGCGCGACUGGAGCAGCAGGAGAUCCUGGACAUUCUCAUGGCUGAGGGAACUGACCUGGCCAUCCUGGAGCACUGCUUCCGACAACCGGAUAUCGGCACGGAGGCGGGCGGCUCGGCACUGUACGCUGCGGCUGAGACUGCUCUGUGCCAACACCUGGAGCUGAUCUGUAGCCAGCUACCCUCCCCCGAUCAGGCGUUCGCCAGUGACCGGUACCGUAAAUACACCCGCCGCCUCGAGGAGCAGCUGUGUGAGCCGACCGUGUGGCGGCGCCUGCUGCGACUGGCGGCCGGCGUCCAGGCCUACUGUGCCUCCCGACACACUGCCACAGUUCAUCUGGAGCCGCCGGAGACGGCUGCCGCGCCUCUGGCCAGGCUGGCGCUGCUCUGUCUGGAGGCUCUACGCUACAGCGUGACCUGUCGUCUGCCGGAACUGCCGCGACACGUGCGCGUCCUGUUGGGCACCGCCGCCGGCUGCCUGCGACUCUCCUCUGUGCUGGCCGAGCUGGCUGCCAGGGACACCCAGUGGACGGUGCUGGCAGUCAACGCCAUCUACCGGGUGACGCGCGUGCUGCGCGGUGCUCUGCCAGAGACGUCGGUGUCGGCAGUGUCGACCGGCGUCGAGUCGCGGGUCUACCAGCGGAUGGCCUCGCUGAUGCUGUGGGCUGAGGCGCUUCAGGACAGACACGAGACAGCCGUCAAGAUCAGGUCCGUGGUGCUGGCGGUGGGCCGCCUGCCCCUGCUCUCCAGUUUCCUGCGCGUUCCCCCGGACGUGUACCGUCUGGGCUGGGACGAGCAGGAGCGCCAGAGACAGGGCCGCUUCAGUCCGGUGGCCGUCCAGUACCUACAGGAGGCCGACGUGCUCAAACAGUACAUCCUCAGGGUGAACACUCUGGGCUGGACGGGCCGCCGUGAGUUCGAGGAGACCUGGAUGACUUACCUCUCUGUGCUGAACGCGGCAACUGAGGAUGACACCUCCAACCGCGAGGAACUGGCCGUCCUGCUACAGACCAACUGCCUGGCGGUGCGCGGCAUCACCUCGCUGCUACUGCAGACGCUCACCGCCAUGACGCCGGGCUACCCGGAGGUCAGCGCCACGCUGCACUACCCCCGAGACCACCAGCCUGUGUUCGUGCCAGGGAGCUCCAUCAUGCACCUGCACCGGACACUACAGCAGCUGGAGGCGGCAGUGGCUGCCUCGCCACUGCUGCCGCCCAUGGUGUUCGCUCGGCAGCUCAACCUGGAGCGGCGCCACGACGCGGGGAGCUAUGGACACGGACAGCUGUCGCUGCGCUAUCUGCAGGGAGUCAUCAGCGGCAACAACGGCGCCCACUCGGGCCGCGAGGUGGCGCUGGCGGCCGCCGGCCUGGACAUCAACUCGUGCCUGGUGUUCCUGCUGCAGCUGUACGCCCAGUGGACGGCGCCGGAGAUGGGCGUACCGCUGCCGCUGCUCACCGAGACGCUCCGUUCAGCGGUCCUGCUCUCAGACCUACUGACCGAGCGCGGCCAGUUCGAGUGGCUGCUGGCCACCUGCGUCUCGCUCUACCAGCUCCACCCGGUCGAUGACGAGAUAAUGCUACAGUACCUGGUGCUCGGACUCUGCAAGGCGGCCGCGGUCCUGAAUGCCGAGGAAUCUACAGUAGUUGAGACAGUCCGCCGCGCUGUGGAGCACGGCCUCCGCUGUCCGCUGCCGCCGGUACGCAGCGCCACCGUACACGGCUGUCUGUACCUGCUGCAGCUGGGACAGGGCGAGCUGAGCAGCGCAGUACUGCCGCCGCUAGGAGAGUUCGUACAGCGCAGCCUGCACCACAUCGCCACUGUGCCCGGCUACAACGACGACCACGACCUGUCGGUGUGGGCGGCGGCCGUGUACGUGUUGCAGCACUACGACGACGGCCUGGCCGAGUCCGAGUUCUCGCCGGCCGUACUGCAGCUGGCGCUCGGACUGGCCGGCAGCACCCGAUCCUCGGCGCUCUAUGAGGCUCUCAUGAAGGGCAUUGAGCGUCUGGUGGUGUGCGGCACGGUGAGCGCCGCCGCCGGGCCCCUGGAGCUGGCCGUGGAGCAGCUCAGGUCCCGCUCCGGCCCCGGGCAGCUGCACGCCCUCUCCCUGCUCACAGCGUGUCUGUUCUCCGGACCGGCCGCUGCCGGCGCGCACACCACACCAGAGACGUUCAUACACGUGCUGGAAAAGUACUCCAACGUGUUCACAAAGAUGAAGGCCACGCCGGGCUUCCUGUCGACGGUGCUGUGCAGCUCGGUCACCUCGGGCCUGCUGCAGCUCUGUCCGCCCUCCGAGGUCAUGAACCGAGUCAUUGGAGAGUUCAUAUCGCCCCACCAGAGCCACGUGCUGGCACUGGCCGACACAGUUUUCCAGGUGUUUGAGGCGUGCGUGAGCCAGCAGCAGGAGGCGCUGCUCCAGGACUGGGUGCUCUUCAGUCUGCCCAAUUUCGCCACGGCGCGUCCCUCUGCUCGCUCCACGUGGCUACUGUCCUGUUUCCUGGCCGGAGCCAGCCGGCGGCCGUGGCUGCGGGCCGCCUUCCCUCUGCUGCAGCGGUGUGGCGACGAGGUGGACCUGGCCGGCGGCCGGUGUCCGCAGCUGGCGCAGCUCUUCCUGGCGGCCGCCACCGACUUCUACUCCCAGCUGUCGGAGUCUCAGCGGCGCCAGUUCAUCGCAGCUGUCGAGACGCCGGCAUCUGGCGGCGACCCCACGUACAAACAGCUGCUGUUGACGCUGACAGAUGGCAGCACCGUGUCGGCCACCAGCGGCUGACCGGGCGGGGGAGGUGGCGUCUCUCUGAGGGAGGUAAAGAGUAGACGGUAGUGUAGACGGGCACUGUGCUGCUGAGCUCUGAGGAUACAGGGUAUACUGUGAGGCUCGGCGUAGGUUAGAGAUCCAGAGUUCCGGUGCCAAUAUUUUGACCCUACUCGGAGGGAGGCGGGCGCUGUAUUUUCGAAGGGACCUGAGUUGAUCUGCGCCCCUCUGGGCGUUAGAUGCUGGUAGUUCGAAGGUAGUGUAGUGAGUGAGCUGUUGAAUCAACAGUAGUCGGUAUAUCCGUAUAUGUAUAUUAUCUGGAGACCGGGAGCUGGCCGUUGGACAAGUCGAUCACCAGAGGCGGUAUUCAGAGUAUUUAUCCUAACCAAUGUGGCGUGCUGGCAUGUGGUCCUCCUAGACCACCAUCCAUCUCCCAGUGUGUGUUCUGUGCCAAUAUCGGGAGCACCGGAGCCCGGAAAGUCCUCUGUUAGUAGGCCCCAUGCCCGACACUUGCCCGACACUUGCGGCAUCUCGUUUGUUUCUCGCACAUCCAGCUCGCUUCAGGACAGACCGUCCCACCCGACAGUGUGUCGCCUUGGCCCUUGAUUUAGCCUCGCACCCACAACAGCUGCGUUUGUGAUAUGACCGGCGCGAGAACGAUGACUUUUGUUGCGUGCGGCGCACCGCAUCCUGCUUUCCUUUGUCACUGUGAUAAACUCGCGAGUCGGUGUCGUUUAUUUACAGAGCCGGUGACUGUUGUGUUGUCUGUUGUCUGUUUGGUUAGCUGAACUGGGUGGGGGAUCGGUUGGGCUAAUGAGCGUCGAAACUAAGGGGGCUGUCACUGGCCAGCUCGAUCGGUGGAACCCAGCCGUGUGAGGAAAGACGACACUAUGUCGAAAUAUAUCCCGUGUGAAACUGAA